AGUCUUCUAUGAUGUUACUCUUCCGUUAUUUAUUUUGCUGAUAAAUAUACAUUCUUUGAUGCAUAGCUCCAGAAAUGGCAGCUGCACUUGUUCCCUCAGCCUUGGAGCUAAUAGCAAGAGUUGAAGCUGUAGCAUCAUUGAAAGGGGUGAGGCUGGGGAGAGAUUCUAAAAAUGAACUCCAAAGGCUUAGGCACAACCUUUUGGUCUUAAAUGCUCUCCUUGAGGAUGCAGAGCAAAGGAGAAACACCGACAGAAUUAUCCAACUUUGGAUAGAUUCGCUUACAGAUGCAGCUUAUGACCUGGUGGAUGUGUUGGACGAGUGGAUCACUACACUCAUGAAGUUGAGAAUAAAAGGAGUUGGAAAAACUUCUAUUCUGAAGGCUAAGGUAGGCUCCUACGUCACCCACUGUUUACAUACUGCCCAAGUUGUUAGGCGUGAUGAUCUUGCUUUCAAAUUAAAGGAAAUCAGUGACAGGCUAUAUGUGAUUGCCAAUCGAGGACAUGGGCUCUGCUUAGUACAAAGAUCUGUGUUUCAACAUAGCAGAGGGAUUGGGAGUACAGCUUUUGUUGAUGUGUCAGCUAUAAUUGGUCGAGAUGAGGUUAAGGGAGACAUUGUAAGCAGUUUGUUGUCUGCGUCCACUGAACCACUUAAGACAAUUUCUGUUGUUGGCAUGGGUGGGGUGGGAAAGACAGCUAUAGCUCAACUUGUUUACAUGGAUGAGGUGGUUAUGGAGCAUUUUGAUCAUAGAAUAUGGGUUUGUGUCUCAGAAGUAUUUGACGAGAAUAAUGUUGCCAAAACAAUAAUUAAAGGAGUUGAGGGUUUCAUAAGUUUUGAAGGAGUGGACUCCCUUGAUUCAUUUCCACUUUCUGCCCUUCUUAAUAGAAUUUGUAUAUCUAUCCACAGAAAGAAAUUUUUUCUUGUGUUGGAUGAUGUGUGGGCAGAUGACAAGCGACAGUGGGAAGGACUGAUCCAGACUUUCAAACAUGGUGCCCCAGGGAGUAGGAUUUUGUUAACUACUCGUAAGGAUAUGGUGGCAAACAUGAUGGUGGACUCACAUGUCAUUCAUUUGCAACCGUUAUCUGAUGAACAGUGUUGGAUGUUAGUCAGUCAAGAUGCAUUUUCUGGAAGGGGUGUUGAAGAGUGUCAGAAUUUGGAGGAUAUUGGGAAGAGAAUUUCAAACAAGUGUAAAGGCUUGCCUCUUACUGCAAAGGCUUUAGGAGCCCUCCUAAGAGGUAAGAGCAGUAGGAGAGAGUGGGAAAGGAUCUUGAACAGUAAAAUCUUGAAGUUAGAGAUUGCACAGCUAGGGCUUUUUCCUUCUCUACUUUUUAGUUAUAAUGAUUUGCCUUUACCACUGAGACAAUGUUUCAAGUAUUGUGCUGUUUUCCCAAAAGAUUUUGUAUACGACGGAGAAACAAUAAUAUACCACUGGAUGGCACAAGGCUAUUUAGGAUUGAACAAUGAUGAAGAUUUAGAAUUAAAAGGAAGAGAGUACAUUAGCUACUUAGCAGCUAGGUCUUUCUUCCAUGAUUUUCUGCUGGAUACAGAUGGUAUAAAAUCAACAUGGAAGAUGCAUGACAUUAUGCAUGAUUUUGCACAGUUUUUGAUGAUCAAUGAUGGAAUUGUGAUUGAGGUCAAUCCAGAAGGCAAUUCAAUGACAGAUUUGUCUUCCAGAAAAGCUCAUUAUUUGACAGCAUGUAUACCAGAGGGGCAUUGUCAUCCUACUUCCAUUUAUGGUGCUGAAAAGUUGCAUAGCCUUAUGAUCAUUUCUGGAGAGAAUGCAGUAACCAACGAGGCCGUGCGAAUCAUUUUUAAUCAAGCAAAACAGCUAAGGAAGCAUGAGGCAUGAUGACAGUCAAGUAUGAAGUGAAAGCUAGUUCCGUUGGUGAAGAGGAGCGUUGUUCUUGCAGAGAUCAGAAGCUGCUGGUUAAUGUCUAGCUACUAGUUUGUUGAAUUGAAUAUAAUCUUGUGUGUAAUUUAUUUUCUAAGCUAUGCUUUGCGACUUGUUAUGUGAUAAUUGUGAUCUUUUAAGGGUUCUGAAUGUUGUCUUUAGAGGAGUGUGAGUAGCUUUCUAGUUGUUCAACAUUAUCGAAGGAUUGAAUAUGUUGGGUAUAUAUGUAUCUGAAUGAAAGUUUCUUGGUGCU
Molecule: messenger RNA, 2142 nt
Organism: Rubroshorea leprosula
Lineage: Eukaryota; Viridiplantae; Streptophyta; Magnoliopsida; Malvales; Dipterocarpaceae
Source: the annotation of a GenBank genome assembly